AUGAAAAUUACAGAGUUAAACCAGUCUGAUCACUGCGUGUAUUUCUUUUGUCCAGAGAGAUCUGUAUCUCCUGCAGUUUAUGUUUUCUUGUACAUGGGUUCAGCUGCCGUGGUUCUACUAACAGUGUGUGGAAAUCUGCUGGUCAUCAUCUCUGUUUUGCACUUCAAGCAGCUUCACACACCUACUAAUAUGCUCAUACUUUCUCUGGCUGUGUCAGAUUUACUUGUUGGUAUUUUACUGAUGCCACCAACGUUGAUCUGGACAAUUGAGUCAUGCUGGAUCUUUGGGCGAGGUUUCUGCACUGGUGUGUGGUUAAUUGCUGGUGUUUUAUUAACUGUAUCUAUCUAUAAUGUUGUUUUAAUCUCUGUUGAUCGCUAUCUGGCUCUUUUUAUACACAAACACAGUCUCUACAAAAAUGAUGUGCAACAUGGUUACAUGAAACUGUCUGAGAGAAAAGCAGCUAAAGUCCUCGGCAUUUUAGUGUCUGUGUUUCUGGUGUGUUUACUUCCAUAUUUUAUUUAUAGUUUGUUAGGUGGCAUUAUUGAACUACAAUUAGGAAUAAUUCAGAACGUUUUGAUCAUGCUUUAUCUUAACUCCACAAUUAAUCCAAUUGUAUAUGCUCUUUUUUACCCAUGGUUUAGGAAAUCAUUUCAAUUAGUUAUAACUUUGCAUAUAUUCCAGACAGACUCCGCACUAAUCAAUGUUAUUUCAUAA
Clarias gariepinus (North African catfish) is the source of this 714-nucleotide messenger RNA. Its product is annotated as trace amine-associated receptor 6-like. Lineage: Eukaryota; Metazoa; Chordata; Actinopteri; Siluriformes; Clariidae. The record is from RefSeq and is a predicted model, not a curated record. Gene Ontology annotation, cellular component: membrane. Gene Ontology annotation, biological process: G protein-coupled receptor signaling pathway. Gene Ontology annotation, molecular function: trace-amine receptor activity. The coding region runs from base 1 to 714 and encodes 237 amino acids. The transcript has 2 exons.